Messenger RNA from Apodemus sylvaticus (European woodmouse), 285 nucleotides. Its product is annotated as secretoglobin family 2A member 2-like. The record is from RefSeq and is a predicted model, not a curated record. NCBI's taxonomy places the organism in Eukaryota, Metazoa, Chordata, Mammalia, Rodentia, Muridae. Gene Ontology annotation, biological process: androgen receptor signaling pathway. The transcript is spliced from 3 exons. The coding region runs from base 1 to 285 and encodes 94 amino acids.
AUGAAGCUGGUGGUUCUAUUCAUGUUGGUCACCAUCCCCAUUUGCUGCUAUGCCAGUGGUUCUGGCUGCCGUCUUCUAGAUUAUGUUAUUGAAAGUACAAUUGACUCAUCUGUGUCUGUGAAAGAGUAUUUGAAAGUGUUUUUUCCAAAUGAACAUGAACAUUUUAGUAAAGCUGCUGUGGAGCAAUUCAAGCAAUGUUUUCUAGACCAGUCCAAAGAGAGUCUGGCCAAUAUUGAAGUGAUGAUGGAAGCAAUAUACAACAGUGACAGAUGUCAACAGUCAUAA